UGGAUUUAUAAAAUUCAUUGCGGUCCUCUUUGCACCCUUUUUCGAAUAAAACGCUUUCAAAUUCACAUUGAUAAAUCAUUCCAAUGAAUAAGUGGUAAUCGCUUUGCCUUUUCAGGGGAUUCUUUCCUUCCCUUGCAUUCUCACUCUAUUUAUUCUUUUCCUCCCCUGAGCCAUUCAUGUUAUCUCAUAAAGGUUCAAUAUUGUUGUGGAAUGGGCUCAUGAUGGAAUCUGAUUGGAGAAUAUUAUCCAUCAUACCUUUCCCUAGACUUAAGGAAUCCGCAUGCCCAUUUUAGUGUACUCGGUGUCGAUGGAAUGAAGUAGAAAAAGCAACUGAAUCUGAAACACCAUAACCAGCUUUUAUAACCAUUAACAAAGUAGAAGUUGAGAAGCGGAGAGAUGGAAGAGCUGCAUAAUUCUAGCCACCCACAGCAUCCCUUUAAACUUGUUGAAAAGAUUGAUUUAGCUGCAACUUCAGCGACGUUUGGAUUAUGCUAUGUCUGUCGAAAACCACUACGAACAGAAGCCAAGGAACCCAUUUUCAGCUGCGAGAUAUGCCAACUUUUCCUUCACAAAAGAUGUGCAGAAGUGCCGAGCGAGAUCUCGCAGCAUCCCCUUCAUCCUCAACACAAACUCAAACUCGUGGUGGAUGUAAAGAUCCGUUCGCGGCGCUCCAUUUGCUAUGGAUGUAAUGAGCCGUGCAAAAGUUUCUUCUACCAUUGUUCUGAUUGUUGGUACCGACUGCACGUCUCGUGCGCUUUUCCUGAAACAAAACUGGAUCAUCCGUGCCACGAACACCCGUUAUUACUCCUGCGACGACGUUCAAACUUCCUCUGUGAUGCUUGUAAGUCAGAUGGUUAUCAGCAGUCUUAUGUUUGUGCACAAUGUCAGGUAUGGAUUCAUCUCUCCUGUGCACUGUUACCAGGAAUCGCGAGUCGACGCGAUCAUGAUCACCCACUUUCUGUGUCGUAUUGUGUUCCAAAUGAGUAUCGCAGAUACAAAAUUCCCUGUGAUUUCUGCUUUAAGGACAUACCAUUUGAGGAUUGGGUUUACUAUUGUGGCCUUUGCAGGUACAUUCUGCAUUUUGGGUGUUUGGAAAAGUACAGAGAACCAAGUGAUUGGCAGACAUGGAAUUGAGCAACCGCCACCGGACUUGGUGAGGAUGCCUACUAACAACUUCGUGGAAAUAAUUGGACAUAUAUUGGAAAAAUUAUACAGGACGGAAAUCACACCGGUUGCUGGAACUAUGAAACUCGGCGACUGCGGACAUCCACUUGCUCUUGUGACUUUGCCGGAUGAUUCUGAACGGAGAAACACUGAUCCGGCAUGCGACCGAUGCACAGAACCCAUUGGCGGCGUCUCCCCAUCAUCAUGCUACAAAUGUCAAAAAUGCAAUUAUUUUGUGCACUCUCCAUGUGCAAUGAUCUCGUCGGAAAAUUUGCUCUGCCCACUCUUAUACGAUUCCCAAUCACAUGACCUUGUUCAGGUUUCUCACCAGUACGUGUGGGAAAUGCUCAAGUGCAAAGCUUGUAACUUGGAUUCCAAUGGUUAUUUUUACAAGUGCCAAACCCUUGAGAAACUCUGUUUUGACCUCAAGUGUGCUGUAUUGCCCACCAAACUUAUGCAUAAAGCACACAAUCACCAUCUUUCAGUUACAUUGGGAGGAACCAACAAAUGUAGUUCCUGUGGCGAACUUAUCACAAGUUUGCAAUAUUACACAUGUCCUUAUUGCAGAUUCCAUUUAGGUUAUGAAUGCGUCACGCUACCAGAGAGUGUGAAUCACAGGUGGGAUAAGCAUACGCUUAUGUUAAGUUUUCCGCCUUUCAGUGAUCGUCCUGGCGAAUUCUAUUGCGAAAUCUGCGAAGAAGAGAUUCAUCCGAGACGAUGGCACUACCACUGUAAAGAAUGUGAUCAAUCUUUUCAUCCUCAUUGCAUCCCUAAAAUCUUGUACCGGAAUUGCAAAUUUGGUGGCACUCUUGAGUAUGGUAAACAUCCGCACCCUCUCGAAUUUGUCCGAGAAGGCGAUUAUUAUUCCAAGUGUGAUUCUUGCCUUGAACUCAUGUAUGGAAAAAGGGUGUUUGAAUGUUCAAGUUGCCGGUUCUGGAUAUGCCUGAAUUGUGUAACAAAACUCGCAACUUCAGGAAAGGUUAUUGGUCCAUCUAAGAUAUGUGAAUGAUAGCCUUAGGUUUUUUUUUUUUUGGUCAACAGAUAGCCUUGCUUUUAGAAUGUCGACGAAACUUAUGAGUUAUCUUCCCUUUAGCCUUUAGGUUUAGAUGUCCUUUUUGGAGCUGGCGAAAUUUUUAAGGAUUAUUAUAGAUCGAUUGUAACAUCAAUAUUAUUAGUAGUUAAUACUCCCUCCGUCC
Messenger RNA from Oldenlandia corymbosa var. corymbosa, 2360 nucleotides. The record is from the annotation of a GenBank genome assembly. Lineage: Eukaryota; Viridiplantae; Streptophyta; Magnoliopsida; Gentianales; Rubiaceae.